AUGAGGGACCUCCGCACCACUCUUCUCGCUUUCGCUUUCGCAGCCACUGCGAUCGCGCAAGACCUCAGUCAGACCAUCGUCGGAUGCGUCGACCUCGAGUGUCCCGCGGCGACGGACAACGUCAAUGACAACUGCACCAUCGCAGACACUGGAUCUUUUUCGUCCGUCGGGCUGACGCGCGUGCCCCUUGGUAGUGGUGACAGCAACGGCACCAACAGCGCGACGCUUGCGGGCAUCUCGUGGGUCAAGGCCUUCACCGUCGCCAGCGCCGGCGAUUCACGAGCCUUUAUCAGCUCCUUCUACCUAGGCUCGCCGCCGUCGCUGCAGCCGCAGCUGAACGCGUCUACCGGCGGAUGCGCCGUCUUUAUGCACGGCGCUUCCAGCUCCAUCACGUUCGGUGGUGAGCUCAACGGCACCUCCCAGGGAACAUGUGCGGAUGCCAUGGGCGCCUCGUGCGUGGAUGCGCUCGUCUCGCGGGCUACGACUCUGGUCGAGGGAUACCUCAGAAAUGCCAGCGUUGGAGUCACCGUUGAGAAUACUUGCGAGAAACUGCAUAGCGACUUGGAAAAGAGUAAUGACGAGGCGUGCCUCCCGGUCUCGCAAGGAUUGUGGAGCAAUUUUACCGCUGUCGCUCUAACUGGAGAUGGAGCGCCACGGCCUAUCACUGCGCAGCAGAACUCAUCCGCGAAUUGCUGGCCUGUGACCCCGAAGCAGGACGACCUAGCGCUAAUACGCCAGCAGGCUACUCCUGCGAGCGACUUAAUCAGUGAUAUCGAGAAAGCCUUAUGGGCAAUCACUCCCAUCAUCACUGUCUUUUACAACGCAAGUAGUGGGAGUGUGAUUACUGGCGUCGAUGCUUCCAUGUCAUGUGUCAAAACCAUGGGGCCUGCGAGGGCCUCACUCGACACUAUGAGCAAUGGAACAAGCAAUGAUGAAGGUGGUGCUAUUGCAUUAUCGUCAUCUUCCGGUUGGGAGACUUGA
This is a messenger RNA of Hypoxylon fragiforme, 981 nucleotides long. RefSeq lists its product as uncharacterized. The record is from RefSeq and is a predicted model, not a curated record. Lineage: Eukaryota; Fungi; Ascomycota; Sordariomycetes; Xylariales; Hypoxylaceae. The transcript is spliced from 4 exons. The coding region runs from base 1 to 981 and encodes 326 amino acids.